CUUUUAAAGAAAGGCGUUGGUCAAAGGCGCUCCUUCGGGGAGACAGUAAGGGCAAAGGGCAUGUUGCCGGAGAGAAAAAGGCAACAGACACUUUCAUGACGCCUCCUGAGUAGGAGACAUGUACAUGGCGCUCUAUGAAAGGCGCUACCGGGCUCUUUUAGGCGUAUAUCAGGAGCAGUUGUAGUGGUAGAUGUACUGUACUGUGCUGUACUGUACGCUGUCAGUCAGACUUCGUGCAAGACCUCGAGCAUUGACAACUACAUGAGAAGCAUGAGGCCCACCUGUCUCCUCUCCCUCAUUGCAGCUGUGUUGCUGUCAAGCCACAGUUAUCAAAAUCCAUCGCCAGGAAACGAUGACUACCGGCCCGAGAAACGCAUUAGGCUCUUCGGACAGGAUAUCGAACCCAGUAAACCGGUCGAAAGCACGUACAAUGGCAGCGCGUCGUCCGAGAAGACGUCUACCCAGCCGUACGGGCAGGACUCCAGUAACAUACUUCAUCCCUACCGCGAGCGAAUCCCGAGCCAGUUGAAGGCCAUACACUACGAGCAAGGCUCUCUCGCUGCCAAAUAUACGUCUUCGGCCGCUCCUGAGCAGUCUAGCUUCAUGCAUGAUGCUCGUCGGGUCCCUCUUCCACAGCCACUGAAACAGCAAAGAUCAGGGAAGAGACCUUACAAAAAGAAAGCCACGGCGGUGAGCAGGCCACAGAAACUGACGCGCGUUGCAGAAGCGCUGGUCAAAGAGAACGGGCAAUUAGCAAGCCGUGAAAACCUCCAAUUAAUUCAAUUGAGACUCGACAAGUGGCUUGAAUCUACACCCGUUGCGCCAGAGACCAUCACAGCAUUCCAAAGGGCGUCUGAAGGCCAAGUUGAAGCCGAAGAGUGA
Acaromyces ingoldii is the source of this 882-nucleotide messenger RNA. RefSeq lists its product as hypothetical. Bases 262 to 882 code for a protein of 206 amino acids. The record is from RefSeq and is a predicted model, not a curated record. NCBI's taxonomy places the organism in Eukaryota, Fungi, Basidiomycota, Exobasidiomycetes, Exobasidiales, Cryptobasidiaceae. The transcript has 4 exons.